AUGACGACUGUAUAUGAAUCAAAUAACACGAAUAUUUUUCCAAAUUUAAAUCGACUACGUAUUUUUCAAAUCAAUAAACGUUACACUUUGGCUAUUUUAUCGCAUUUUGGUUUUACAAUUGCAAUUGCGUUAUUUACAUACACACAUUAUAAAGUUUAUAUAAGUUUGUAUCCUGAUUUAAAGACUUUGGUGUUCACACUAGCGCAUUUUUUUGUUCAAAUACCUGCAGCAAUUUACAGUUAUAAGUAUUCAGCAACACGUUUAUUUGGAAUUUGUAUUUUGGGUGUUUCGAUUUUAACAUUUGUGUGUCCAAUUUUAAUACCCCGGUAUGAACCUGUUUUGCUAGGUGCAGCAGAUCCUGCAUUCUAUUCAAUAUGGCGAUAUUGGUCACCACCACUUGAACGUUCAACAUUAGUUGCAUUAGGGUAUACAGGAUCGUUUACUGGUACACUAAUUGUUGAUAAGUUAGUAAAAAUUAAUCUAUUUACUGUUGAAAAUAGUUUAUAUGUUUAUGGUUUGGUGGGAAUACUUUGGUAUUUCGAGUGGUUUUGGAUAUCAUUCGAUCACCCACGUCAACAUCCUAGCAUAACGGAAGAAGAAUAUGUGUAUCUAGAACAAACGGUUACAAUAACACAUACAUCACCACUACAAUCUAUCCCUUGGAAAAAAAUCUUUUUAAACAUACCCAUAUCCACACUCCUUGUAACUAGUUUUCUGCAUACUUUAUCCGGAUGGGUAACAAUGCAUUUUGGAGAAAAUAAUUUUGUUAAGCUAAUAACGAUUCUUGUAGCCAGUUUUGUAAGUGAUCUGCUUUUACGAAAAUCGUUAAUUUCAACAAUAAAUUUAAGAAAAAUAUAUAUCUGUGGUGGGUUGGCAAUGGUUAUCCCAUUUUGGAGUUCAACAUUAGUUGAAAAUCCAAAUGAUUCAAUUUGGGUAAACAUAUUAUCGCCUUUCGCUAUGGUAAUUUACUGUAUACCAUUAGUUGGAUUUUAUGCAAAUCAUUUAGAAGUCGCUGCCGAAUACAGUGGAAUUACAAAAGCCUUAAGGAAUAUGGUUGUAACCUUAACAACGAUAUUGGUAGUUACACCGAAUGAAUUUCUAGAUAUCUAUACUUUCCACAAACGACUAUUCUUAAUUUUAAUUAUUUUUGGAGCUAUAUUUUAUGCUAUUUGUGGAUCUUCCGAACAACAAGAUUUAAAAAGUGAACAAAAAGAUUUAAAAAGUGAACAACAAGAUUUGCUUGAAGAAUCACGUCAACAACAAAAUUUACAACAAAGUAGAAGAAAAAUCAACUAG
Chrysoperla carnea is the source of this 1296-nucleotide messenger RNA. Its product is annotated as vesicular glutamate transporter 1-like. The transcript is spliced from 5 exons. Gene Ontology annotation, biological process: monoatomic anion transport. The coding region runs from base 1 to 1296 and encodes 431 amino acids. Lineage: Eukaryota; Metazoa; Arthropoda; Insecta; Neuroptera; Chrysopidae. The record is from RefSeq and is a predicted model, not a curated record. Gene Ontology annotation, molecular function: transmembrane transporter activity.